GCUUUCUUCUUCUAUUUCUUUCUCUCGUCCCAUUCGAUAGAUCACAGAAACCAAAAAAAAGAAAAUUGAAAUCCGAUUGAGAAGAAGGGUUUAUUCAGCUUAGUGAAUCUUCGUUGAGAGAAUCAUGAGCAGAGGAAGCGGCGCAGGAUACGAUCGUCACAUCACUAUCUUCUCGCCGGAAGGUCGUCUCUUCCAAGUAGAAUAUGCAUUCAAAGCCGUGAAAGCAGCUGGAAUCACAUCGAUCGGUGUGCGAGGGAAAGAUUCAGUUUGCGUCGUUACCCAGAAAAAAGUUCCGGACAAGCUUCUAGAUCAGUCAAGCGUAUCUCACCUUUUCCCUGUGACUAAGUACCUUGGAUUGUUAGCCACAGGCAUGACAGCUGAUUCAAGGUCAUUGGUGACACAAGCAAGGAAUGAGGCAGCUGAGUUUAGGUUCCAAUAUGGAUACGAGAUGCCCGCAGACAUUCUCGCUAAAUGGAUUGCAGAUAAGUCACAGGUCUACACUCAACAUGCUUACAUGAGACCCCUUGGAGUAGUUGCCAUGGUUCUAGGUAUUGAUGAAGAGAGAGGACCCCUACUUUACAAGUGUGAUCCAGCCGGGCAUUUUUACGGUCACAAGGCAACUAGUGCUGGUAUGAAAGAACAAGAAGCAAUCAAUUUCUUGGAGAAGAAAAUGAAAGAAAACCCUGCCUUCACAUAUGAUGAAACCGUGCAGACUGCUAUAUCCGCUCUGCAAUCUGUUCUUCAAGAGGACUUCAAGGCAACUGAGAUUGAGGUGGGAGUUGUGAAAGCUGAUAACCCUAUCUUCCGUUCGCUGGAAACCGAGGAGAUCGAGGAGCAUUUGACCGCCAUCAGUGAACGCGACUGAUCACUUUUCUAUGUAACAUCUAAAUCAGACUUUGCAUCUCUUCCUUUUGCUUCAAAUCCUUUUUUAAAUUGAUUCACAUUUCAGAGAGUUUACGAAUCGUGUCGUUUCCAUUUGAAUCAUCUACUUUCUCAGAUCGUCUUAAUAUGAGUUUGCAUGUAAGGGUAACAAAUUUAUAGUUUGAAUGACCAAAGCACAGGG
Molecule: messenger RNA, 1063 nt
Organism: Eutrema salsugineum
Lineage: Eukaryota; Viridiplantae; Streptophyta; Magnoliopsida; Brassicales; Brassicaceae
Product: proteasome subunit alpha type-6-B
Exons: 9
Coding region: 125-865 (246 amino acids)
Biological process (GO): ubiquitin-dependent protein catabolic process
Cellular component (GO): nucleus; cytosol; proteasome core complex, alpha-subunit complex
Source: RefSeq, a predicted model, not a curated record